This is a messenger RNA of Bicyclus anynana (squinting bush brown), 2080 nucleotides long. RefSeq names its product serine/threonine-protein kinase RIO3. The record is from RefSeq and is a predicted model, not a curated record. NCBI's taxonomy places the organism in Eukaryota, Metazoa, Arthropoda, Insecta, Lepidoptera, Nymphalidae. The transcript is spliced from 2 exons. The coding region runs from base 170 to 1945 and encodes 591 amino acids. Gene Ontology annotation, cellular component: cytosol; preribosome, small subunit precursor. Gene Ontology annotation, molecular function: protein serine/threonine kinase activity; ATP binding. Gene Ontology annotation, biological process: protein phosphorylation; maturation of SSU-rRNA.
UUCAUUUGACGUUGAUACUUGAUAGACAUUACAUUACACACAUCACAGAUAUUAUUGUGAAAUAAUUAGUUUUACUUUUACGUAAUUUUAUAAAUUCUAUUACAUAGUAUUUAUUUUACUAACAAUUCUACAAGCUGUGAUAUUAAUAUAGUUCUAAUUUAAUCUGAAAAUGUCGAAUCCGUGGAAGAAACUUGCAGCACCCACUGAUGUGCAAAAUUUAUCCGACAUCAUGUCCGAAGAAUAUGCGAAAGGUUUGCAGGUGAAAGAAGAAUUGAGGUUCGCUGAGGAGAUAUCAGACACCGUGAUGCCCGAGACUACUGAUAUUUCGCCUGAUGUUUUGCUGAAAAUUGACGAAUCAAAUGUCAAGGAAUAUUGCGACUCGGACGCUAUUAUUGCGAAAGUAUUGCAAUGCCAGUACGAUAAGGAGCAUGAUGACCAGAUUAAGAGAGUCGCCAAGAAGAUGAACGGAGAGGCAAAGGUAUCUAUAUCGUUCGACAACUACCGUAACAUUCCCGAACACCUCGUGUACGACUCCGAGUCUGACGACGAAGAUAUCGAACUCGCUUAUAAAAAGGAUUGGGAUCGCUUUGAAACCAAUGAGAAGGAGUUCGCUAGUAUUCCUAAACGGGGAUUUAUAAUGAAAGAGGGCGAAAUGGUCACAAAACACGACAGCACAAUCAAUGGUCGGAGGAACGCUUGCAAAGUCAUGGCAUUUCCCCCCGAAGUCUGCACGGGGGACGGUGCUGGAUUCGACAUGAAACUGUCCAACUCUGUGUUCAACCAGUUAAGAGAGCACACUAAGUGGCACCAGGCGCGCAAAACUAAAAUGUUGGAUAGAAAAGAGAGCCAUGCCACUGCCGAAAUGGGUCUCGAUGAACCCACAAGACUUAUACUCUUUAAACUUAUAAAUAAUGGUUUGUUAGAAGACAUUAAUGGGAUCAUAUCCACUGGUAAAGAAUCAGUAGUCUUGCAUGCCAACAGCGACCCAUCAUACACUGAAGCAGUAUUGCCAAAAGAGUGUGCAAUUAAAGUUUUUAAAACCACAUUGAAUGAGUUUAAAACUCGUGACAAGUAUAUUGAAGCGGAUUAUAGAUUUAAAAAUCGUUUCUCUAAGCAAAAUCCUCGGAAAAUCGUGCACAUGUGGGCAGAGAAGGAAAUGCACAACAUGCUUCGUAUUCAGAAGAUAGGACUGAACUGUCCUGAGAUGGUUUGUCUGAAGAAACAUAUCCUGGUUAUGUCGUUCAUUGGAAAGGAUAACAAACCUGCUCCCAAGCUAAGAGACGUAAUUUUGAAGCCGGAGAAAUGGCAGAGUGUGUACAAUGAGGUAGUUGAUGCAAUGCAUAAGCUGUACAAUGUUGGUCAUUUAGUUCACGCAGAUUUGUCAGAGUACAAUAUUCUGUGGUGGGAGAACAAAUGCUGGUUCAUUGACGUCUCCCAGUCUGUGCAACCAGAUCAUCCAAGUGGAUUGGAGUUUUUGCUGAGGGACUGCCGUAACAUCAUUAAUUUCUUUGAGAAGAAGGAUGUGCCAGACAUAAAAUCUGCUGAAGACCUAUUCAAAUCUAUCACAGGCUUUGAGGAGGUUGACGUCAACUUUCUGGAAGGCGUACAUACUGUUUACAACUCUCUGUUGUCACGCUUUGAGGUAGCCCCGGAUGACAAUCGCAAUGUCAGCUACCCAUUUGAGUAUUGUUGGAAUAAAUCCAAUGAAGCCAAGAAACCAAAAAGUGAUAAAAGCGGUGAUGAAGAUGAUGAUGAUGAAUUUGAUGAAAUGUGGAUGCACUCCAAGCAACAACAAAUUGUUGAUGUGUCUACAAACUUUGGCAAUGAAGUCAAGAUUGAUGACAUAAUUGUUGACACCAAAGUUAACUUUGGUAAUGUAAUUGAUGUUGAACUCACUAAGGAUGAUAUUGAUAUACCUAAUAGUAGUAUUGAUAAAAAGUCUUAAAGAGAUCAGUUGUAUUUGUACUUUGAAAAAAAAAUUCAAUAAUGAACUCUAUGAGAGAAAAAUUGUGGUUUGUUAUUAUACAACCAACAAAAAAAUAUAGCUAUCAUGUUCUAAGGGAAUAAAAGAGAAAGGAUA